This is a messenger RNA of Schistocerca americana (American grasshopper), 669 nucleotides long. Its product is annotated as vegetative cell wall protein gp1-like. The transcript is spliced from 3 exons. NCBI's taxonomy places the organism in Eukaryota, Metazoa, Arthropoda, Insecta, Orthoptera, Acrididae. Bases 1 to 669 code for a protein of 222 amino acids. The record is from RefSeq and is a predicted model, not a curated record.
AUGGAUCAAAGUGCUUUAUAUUGUGCUCUUGCUGAUAAUGAAGCUGCUGCUGGUAGUGGUGGGGCUAAUGUAAGAAAUGACAGUCAAGCACUGGCAUAUGUAGCUGGUUACAUUCUACAAAAGAUGGGUGUAACACCUGAAACUAACUGUAGUGCCUAUUUGGUCCGCGGCGGGUUCCAGCCGCGCCUUCCGACUUCGCUGCCGCCCCCAGGGCAGCAGCAGCAGCCGUCGCCGCUACCACGCCGACAGCCCGUCCCGUUGAUGCCUCCCGCGCAGCUUCAUCCGGGAGCGCCCCAGGUGGUCGCUCCGGCGCCUGCGGUCCCUCUUCAGUCGCCACCGCCUUCGGAGCUGAUGGACGUCGACCCCUCAGCCGGGCCGCCUUCCCAAGCGGUGGCUGUGCAGCCUGUCCUGCAGCCGCUUUCCUUGGGCUCCCCCAAGGAGUCUGACACCGCAGCGCCUUGUCCGGCGCCCACUCAGCAGCAGUCGACGCAGCGUCAGGAGACGCUGCCUCUCUUCGUGGGUCCCGACGCCCCGUCGCGUCCAGUACCAGAAGCUGCGCCCGUGGUCACAGGCCUGCCGCCCCGGCCAGACAAUGGAGGUGGAGGAGGGGUGGGUGCGGCGGUCCCGGGACGUUUGGCGACCGCGUCGGGACGCCAGGAGCCGCAGUAA